GCCCUCUCUGCCGCCGCGGACGAGAGUCGCCACCACCACCACCAUCCAGCCAGCCCCUUCCCUUCCCCAGCAGCAGUCUCCAGCCGCAGCCAUGGCCAAGCCACCGCCGCCCACCUCCACCUCCGACCCCGCGCUCCCCACCACUGCUACAACCACCUCGUCGGCCCCCAAGUCGUCGUCUCGCCCCUCCCCCCGCCCCCGGGGCCUCCUCGAUCCGCUCGCAGCCUCCGCGCGCUCCCUCCUCGCCUCGGCGCGCCGCUCCCCGGUCACCACGUUAGCCGCCGCCUUCUUCCUCCUCGCGCUCGUCAUGUACGGCGAGGACGCCCGCACCAUCGCCGAGCUCUCCAUCGACGACUACCUCUACCCGGACGCCGACCUCUACAACGUCUCCGGCCUGCCGCCCCUCGCGCUGCCCCCGCUCACCUGCGACCUCUCCAGCGGCAGAUGGGUCUUCGACAACGUCUCCGUUCCGGCGUACCGGGAGAAAGACUGCACCUUCCUCACCAAGCAGGUCUCCUGCCUCGCCAACGGCCGCCCCGACGACAUGUGGCAGUACUGGAGAUGGCAGCCCAACGAGUGCUCCCUCCCCACGUUCGACGCUCGGAGAUUCAUGGAGGCGAUGCGCGGGAAGCGGCUCAUGUUCGUGGGGGACUCGCUGAACCGCAACCAGUGGGAGUCGCUGGUGUGCCUCGUGCAGUCCAUCCUGUCCAAGGGCAGGAAGAAGAUCGUCAAGCGGGGCUCCUUCAACACCUUCUACGCCAAGGAGUACCGCGCCACGCUCGAGUUCUACUGGGCGCCCUUCCUCGUCGAGUCCAACUCUGACAACCCCAACUUCCACAGCAUCAAGGAACGGAUCAUCAGUCCCGAGCGGAUCGAGGCGCACGCCAAGCACUGGAAGGAUGCUGACUACCUCGUCUUCAACACCUACAUCUGGUGGAUGAACAACGCCGAUAUCAAAGUCAGGAGACCCAAUUCGAGGUACUGGUCUGACAACGAUGAGGUUCCCAGGAUUGAGGCGUACGGCCGUGUGUUCAAGACAUGGUCUGAUUGGCUCAAUGACAACAUCGAUCCUGCCCGAACGUCCAUCUUCUUCAUGACGAUUUCUCCUCCUCACCUCAGCCCACAGAAUUGGGGAAACCCGGACGGUAUCAAAUGUGUAAGAGAGACGCUUCCAUAUCAGAACUACAGCCAACACUUGGAUCUUUACCAUGACAUGCGGCUGUAUGACUUAGUGGUCAAUGUGGCCAGCUCCAUGGAGAAGGUCCCAGUGACAGUGAUCAAUAUCACAAGGAUGUCAGAUUACCGGAAGGACGCCCACACGUCCCUGUACACCAUCCGGCAAGGGAAGCUGCUGACGCCUAAGCAGAAGGCAGACCCCGAGAAGUUCGCGGAUUGCAUCCACUGGUGCCUUCCUGGCGUGCCGGACGUGUGGAACCAAAUACUCUACACGAGGAUUCUUUCGAAAUCAUCAUGGCAUUCUAAUUUUAGCCCCCCUCCAUCCCAGUCUCUGCCUCUUCCUCCCCAAUGAGAAUCAGAAGUGGGGGCUUGGUUUUUGUCGGAGAAUGUAUGAUUUUUCAUUCUUUUUCCUUCCUUUUUGGGUAGAUUGAGUAAAAUGAUAGCACGAAAAGGAAAAUGAAUGUUCUGAUUACUGAUGGUAUAGCAUGUAAGAAGAUUCAGCUGAAGUGUAAAUUAGUUGUGAGUUAGCCAAUUGAGAAAACAACAGCGACCUAGUAUAAAGUGCAUAUACAUAUACUGCUGGUUCACAGGCAAAAUUACCUAUAUAUAAGCCUUUUUUCCUGAUGGAUGAAAAAAAUGUGCCUAUCUUUUUUUU
This is a messenger RNA of Zea mays, 1831 nucleotides long. Its product is annotated as putative DUF231 domain containing family protein. The transcript is spliced from 4 exons. The coding region runs from base 92 to 1528 and encodes 478 amino acids. The record is from RefSeq and is marked provisional. Gene Ontology annotation, molecular function: O-acetyltransferase activity. Gene Ontology annotation, cellular component: Golgi apparatus. NCBI's taxonomy places the organism in Eukaryota, Viridiplantae, Streptophyta, Magnoliopsida, Poales, Poaceae.